GAACAAGAUUGCAAGAAACACGGAACCCUGAAGCAUAGCGCCGACAAAGUAGUGUAGUUGUUUCUUGGGUCUGAACUCUAGUGUUCUACCUUAUUAAUUAAUGCAGCAGCAUUAUAUUGCUCUUCCUUCAAUUCAUUAGAACAACAAAACCUCAAUCUCUCCGAAUAAGGCAAAAGUAAUGGGAGCAACAGCGCCCGGGGAUGUUAGCAGAAGCAGCAGCGAGCCCCUCCGGUUCGUUAUCCAUUUCCUUCGAGGGAGAUGGUUCUCGCUGUUUGCCUCGUUCUUGAUCAUGGCUGGGGCAGGGGCGACGUAUCUGUUUGGAGUAUAUUCCAAGGAGAUAAAAGCGUCUCUCGGGUAUGACCAAACCACGCUUAACCUCCUAGGUUUUUUCAAGGACCUGGGUGCCAAUGUUGGAGUGUUGUCCGGGCUUAUAGCUGAGGUGGUGCCAACAUGGUUUCUUUUGCUAAUUGGUGCAGGCCUCAACUUCGCGGGCUACUUUGUUAUAUGGCUGGCAGUAAUGGGAAAGAUUGCGAAGCCGAGGGUGUGGCAAAUGUGUUUGUACAUUUGCAUUGGUGCGAAUUCUCAGAACUUCGCCAAUACUGGUGCUCUAGUCACGUCUGUUCGAAACUUCCCCGAGUCCAGGGGGUCUAUGAUCGGCCUCCUGAAAGGCUUCACGGGGCUAAGUGGUGCCAUCAUGACUCAGCUCUACUUGGCGCUCUAUGGAAAUGAUUCCAAGUCUCUUAUCCUGCUUAUCGGUUGGCUCCCAGCCGCAUUGUCUGUGGUUUUUGUGUACACAAUUCGAGAAAUUAAGGUGGUUCGGGAUAAGGGUGAGCUCAAAAUGUUCUACAUUUGCUUGGUUUCAACCAUCGUCCUCGCAUUGUUCCUAAUGGUCAUUACAAUCCUCGAAAAAGUGGCUUCGUUUUCUGAAGCUGGUUUUGAUGCCAGUGCUGCUGUUUCGUGUAUCCUACUUUUCGUCCCUCUGCUGUUCUUCGUACGACACGAAUUCACCCUCUGGCAGACGAGGAAAACCCCCAUUGUCGAGGACAAUAAUCCUAGUACUAAGAUAACUGUCCAAACUGUUGUUCCUCCAGCAUCAUCAGAGGGAAAUGAGCCCGAAAAGUCACCAACAAAGGAGCCCAAAGUCUCUUGGUUAGCCAAUAUUUUCUUCCACAAACCGAAAAGAGGAGAAGACUACUCAAUCUUGCAGGCUCUUCUCAGUACUGAUAUGUUGAUCAUUUUCAUAGCCAAUUUCUGCGGGAUGGGAUCCAGCCUCACAGCGGUCGACAACAUGGGACAGCUCGGGGAAUCGCUAGGAUACCCCGAGAAGACCAUCAAGACUUUUGUGUCCCUCCUCAGUAUCUGGAACUUCUUUGGAAGAAUCUUUGCUGGAUUCUUGUCAGAGACUCUUGUAGUCAAGUACAAGUUCCCCAGGCCCCUGAUGAUGACAUUGAUCCUCCUCUUAUCCUGCAUCGGCCUCCUCCUCAUCGCCUUCCCAACCCCCGGUUCCCUCUACAUUGCCUCAAUCGUCAUCGGCUUCUCCUUUGGCGCCCAGCUCCCUCUCCUCUUCACCAUCAUCUCCGAGCUCUUCGGGCUCAAAUACUACUCCACACUAUUCAGCUGCGGGCAGCUGGCUAGCCCCCUCGGGACAUAUGUACUCAACGUAAUGAUUACCGGUCACUUAUAUGACAAGGAGGCUCGCAAUGAUCUUGCCAAGAGAGGGCUAACCAGGGCAGAUGUGAAGGAGCUGAUAUGCAUUGGCUCCCAUUGUUAUCGUCUGGCUUUCAUAAUUCUCACCUGUGUAACGUUCUUUGGGGCGGUUUCGUCCCUGAUUCUUGUAGCGAGGACGAGAGAGUUUUACAGAGGGGAUAUAUACAAGAAGUUUAGGGAUCAGGCGGAGGAAUUACAAGUAGAAAUGCCGGUGACAACCAGCGAUGGUAGUAAGAGGUAGAAAUGAAAACCAGGGAACAUAUACACAAAAUAAACCAAAGUUGGUAUAGUUGUGUAUUAAGGUUCCAUUUUCUGAACCAUUCUUAUAUAUCCUUCAUGAAUCCUGCAGAUUGCUCCUGAAUCAUAGGAGAAUUAAGCAAUAUAUGUUGAAGCUAUAUGAUCAUCUUGGAUUUUCAUUUC
Molecule: messenger RNA, 2127 nt
Organism: Ipomoea nil (Japanese morning glory)
Lineage: Eukaryota; Viridiplantae; Streptophyta; Magnoliopsida; Solanales; Convolvulaceae
Product: protein NUCLEAR FUSION DEFECTIVE 4
Exons: 2
Coding region: 179-1948 (589 amino acids)
Biological process (GO): transmembrane transport
Cellular component (GO): membrane
Molecular function (GO): transmembrane transporter activity
Source: RefSeq, a predicted model, not a curated record